AUGGAUGAGAUUUUCGAACAUUUCCAUAAAGUAUUUGAAGAUAUGACCUUUUCAGGGUUCUUUACUCCAAAGUUCAGAAAUCAGUCACCACGUGAUGAAAUGCUACGCCGACCGGAGAAUGAAUCAGAUUACUUGCAAGUGCCGGAGCCGUGGAUGCCUUUUCCCUUUUAUGGAGACUUGUAA
Molecule: messenger RNA, 183 nt
Organism: Schistosoma mattheei
Lineage: Eukaryota; Metazoa; Platyhelminthes; Trematoda; Strigeidida; Schistosomatidae
Source: the annotation of a GenBank genome assembly